Molecule: messenger RNA, 1432 nt
Organism: Drosophila elegans
Lineage: Eukaryota; Metazoa; Arthropoda; Insecta; Diptera; Drosophilidae
Gene: CAH7
Product: carbonic anhydrase 2
Exons: 4
Coding region: 246-1157 (303 amino acids)
Cellular component (GO): cytoplasm
Molecular function (GO): carbonate dehydratase activity; zinc ion binding
Source: RefSeq, a predicted model, not a curated record
AUUCUGUGCCUGACCGCCGCGGGUUCCGUUCUUGGCCCGCCCGAGGUUCCGUUAUAAAAGACGCGUGCUGCUCCAAAACCGAUGGAGUUCGAUUCGAGACCGCAAAGGUUCUGUGUCCUGCCUGGCAGCCUCUAAAAAAUAAAAUAGAAAAUAAAGUUUACAGUGGCCUCUCCAAGUGAUAUAACCGAAACACAAGUGUUUUCAAAUAAUAUUUUUGACGAAAGUAAAAAAAUAAGAACCGUACAAUGCAUUUUAUCACCCUCUUCAUGAUAGUCUGCUGCUCAGUGGCCCUCAGCCGGGCCAACGAAUGGGGCUAUCCGGACUUGGAUAGCAAUCAGGAUGAGCCCUUUCCAAAAUGGGGCGGUCUUUGCGAUAAUGGCAGGAAGCAAAGCCCCAUCAAUCUGCAUGUCAAAGGGGCUCUGAAGGGGGAGUUUGGUCCUCUGAAGUUCGAGAACUACGAUGAGCAUCAGAAAAAUCUACGAAUGGUCAACAAUGGGCAUUCAAUUCAACUAUCUGGCUUCGAUCACGAAUUGACAUUGAGUGGAGGUGCCCUGCUGCAUGACUACGUGGUGGAGCAGAUCCAUAUGCAUUGGUGGUCGGAGCACACGAUCAACGACAUCCGCUAUCCUCUGGAGGUGCACAUUGUGCAUAGGAACACCAUUUACCCCAACAUGACAAUGGCGGCCAACUUUAAGGAUGGCAUUGUGGUCAUUGGAGUGCUGUACCAUGUGUCCAACACACCCAACGAGGCCAUCGGCAGCAUCAUCAAGAGCUUGGACGCUGUGAAAAGCUAUGGGAGCAUGAACAAGCCUGCCCUGGUGGCAGACUCCCUGGCGGUGGACGACCUGGUGCCCAGUGUGGCGAACUACUUCACCUACGCUGGCUCCCUGACCACGCCCACCUGUGCCGAGGCCGUCACCUGGAUUGUGCUCACCAAUACCUUCCCGGUGACCCUGGAUCAGGUCAACGAGUUCAAGGAGAUCGAGUACGAGGAGGGCAAGCGGCUGCACAACAACUACCGGGAGCUGCAGAGCGAGAACAAUCGAGCGGUAGUCCUGGUCGAGCAGCCCGAGGAUCGUUCGGGGGCGGCAGGAGUCACUGCAUCCGUGUCCCUGGUCAUGAUGCUCAUCCUGGCGGGCCAGAAGUUCCUGCUAUAGAUGCAGAUGUAAAGUCGAUAUGGACACACACACCCCGAAGAGAGAGCAGCCAAUGACAUACUUGUACCAAAGAAUCGUUAUAAACAACGAAAUUUGUUUACCAAUUAUAUUAUUAACAAUCCAACAAUCGGCGACACAGGAGAGCAACGUCAGAUCAGACAAUUUAUACUCAUUAAUUGUAAUGCAGGACAGAACAAGAUUUCAGCUAGUCAGUUUGUGUAAAGUUCGUUAAGUGCAAAGUUCACAGAUAAUAAAUGAAACAUUUUACAAGCAUA